Molecule: messenger RNA, 1795 nt
Organism: Formica exsecta
Lineage: Eukaryota; Metazoa; Arthropoda; Insecta; Hymenoptera; Formicidae
Exons: 4
Coding region: 160-1356 (398 amino acids)
Cellular component (GO): nucleus
Source: RefSeq, a predicted model, not a curated record
AUCAAUUUUGAUGUACAAUGUACACAAUCAUUUAACGCAAACGAGAUAUGCGUCAGUAACUCGAAUCUCUUCCAGCCUUGAGUAUCUCCUUGACAGUGCAUGUGAGUGUACACAAGCAAGUGUAAAUCAUAUUAAUAAUAUAUUAAUAUAUAAUUGAAGAUGAGCCUCGUAGCGUAUGAGAGCAGUGAUGAGGAUUCCGAAAACGAGGGGAAGUUUAAGGAUGAGAAAGAAGAAAACGACGCUAUAGAACAUAACAUGAAAGAUUUAUUCAAUAUGCUACCAAAACCCAGAAAUUCAAGUUCUCUAAAGGAUAUCGAAGAGAACGAGGACGAUAUCUUGUUGAAAAAUAAAACGGAAAGUCAGUUUAUAAAGCCAACAAAAAAGCAGACCGUGAAAAUAUCAGUGCCUUCUUUAUCAGAGUUUAAGGAUCUUGAGGACGAGAGGGAAGAGAAACCUGCUAGAAUUAUACAGUCAUCACAAAAAGGCUGCGGACUCUUUGCGAUCUUAGAAUCACCAAAACACGAGACUACAAGAAAAUCUUUAAUACCUCAUGCUGUCAAGAAUGCAGCAGCACGAGUAAAUAUUCAACAGUCAGCAAUAACAAGGAAAUCUGGUACAAGUCAGAAUGAUUCUAAAAUGAAAAAACAAACUUUAGAUAAAUCGAAUAAUGAAUCGAAUUUUGACGAUGAUGAAGAAGAUACAUCAGUAGAUUUCUUUGGAUUAGAUACAAAUAAAGAUAUAUCAGACUCUGUAUCAGCAUUACUAGAUCUAGAGUUGCCUUCAGAUGAUCUUAUAUAUAAAUCAAGUACUAAAGAAGCUUCACUUGUAAAACAUAUAGAUCGUACAACACAUAAUCCUUCAUCCAUUAAUUCUGAUAUUUUAACAAACGACCAAUCAAGUAAUUCAAGCAAAACGUUAACAAGUAAUGUUAUAAAUUUACCUAAGGAAGAAAUAUUAUUGAAAAACAAAGCAGAAGUUGGUCCAAAGCUACCUGUCCCUGAGCAAGAAUAUAAUGUUGAUAUGCAAGGUAAUGUAGCCUUUGAUGAAAAAGCAAUUGAGUAUCUUUGUGGAAAACGAGGUACAAAACGCAAAGAGAUGACGAAAGCAGAUAUUAUCGAAAUAAAUGGUGAAGAUAUAAAACCAGAUCAAAGAGAGUGGUUGGUGAAGGCAUUGACAGAGGAGCCUGUGCAGAGGCCAGUAUCUAUGCAAAGCUGUGGAAUUAACUCGCAAUCCAAGAAGAAACAUCAAAUAACUUAUCUAGCGCAUCAAGCAAAAGCUAUGGAAUUAGAACUGAAAAAUCAAUGGUCUCAGAAUAGAAUGGCACGAAAACAAACAAAAUCAAAAUAUGGUUUCUAAAAAUAAAGUUUUUGUAAAAUUUGUUUAUAAUUAUGUGUAUAAUUUUUUAUUUACAACAUACAUUAGUAAUUAUAAAGUGAUAAAUCUACGAAAAGAAAAAAUAUGUAUUGAAGAUAUUGGAAUAUACAAAUAAGUUUAAGAUCAAAAAUCAAAAUUACUGAGUUUUUUCUAAAAACAGUUGUUCCAAGUUUUUAUACUCUUUUCUUUUGUUUUCUAGUAAUAAUUUAGCCUGUAAUAAAUUAGGCGGUAAAUCACCAUAUUGAGCAAGUGAUUGAUCAACAUCUGCCAAUUUGCUUGUGCUUUCUAAGUAUAAUUUAUAUUUAUUUAAUAUCUUCUCGGGAUAAAGUUCAUCAACCUGCAUAUCAUUUAAAUCUGUUUCUAAUUUCUCCACAGCUUGUUUAUAAUCUUUCAAUUUUGUAGAUAAUAAAACCUUGUUACA